AUGUUUUCUUCUUCAGAUGCCGAUUGUGUGAGUGCAGCAGAGAUAGAGAUUGUGUCUAGGCUGAUCUCUGUGUUGACCAGAUACAAGAACCGCAUGUCUGUGGUGUCUGAGGUGGAGGAUGAUGAUAUGCUAUGUCCUAUAUGUUGUGCGUACCCUCUCACAGUUACAUUCGUCCCUUGUACUCACCAGUCGUGCAAAUCGUGUAUCACACAUCACCUGAUGAACAGUAAGGAGUGUUUCUUCUGCAAGACAGCUAUCACAAGAGUCACGUCCGUUGACGGGUCUGUCAUAUUUGAAGCCCCCGCCACAUCCGACUCCGCUAGUCUUAGAAGCUAGAACUACCGACACCAACACUAUAACCCAAUUCUAGUCAAUCACUAAGUCAAACAAGCUUAAUACGCUUAUAUUUUUAUUUGACUACUUUUCGUUUGUACUAAUUUAUUUCAAGAUAUUUCUUCUGUUUUUAAUUCAAACACAUUUUGGUUUUUGUGUUUUUUUAUGAUUUUUAUUUUUGACUUUUCAUGACAUUUUACAACAUAUCGUAAUGUUUUAAAUGUU
Macrosteles quadrilineatus (aster leafhopper) is the source of this 558-nucleotide messenger RNA. RefSeq names its product E3 ubiquitin-protein ligase RNF123-like. Gene Ontology annotation, molecular function: ubiquitin-protein transferase activity. The transcript has 2 exons. The record is from RefSeq and is a predicted model, not a curated record. The coding region runs from base 1 to 336 and encodes 111 amino acids. NCBI's taxonomy places the organism in Eukaryota, Metazoa, Arthropoda, Insecta, Hemiptera, Cicadellidae. Gene Ontology annotation, cellular component: cytoplasm.